Messenger RNA from Candidula unifasciata, 291 nucleotides. NCBI's taxonomy places the organism in Eukaryota, Metazoa, Mollusca, Gastropoda, Stylommatophora, Geomitridae. The record is from the annotation of a GenBank genome assembly.
AUAUCCAUAUCUCAGGUUCUAAUUUUGUGGACGAAGGUGACCGCAUCUACCUGGUCUGCAAUGCCUCAAGUCAAGAAUACCCCCCAGAGGACAUUGACUGGUUUCUGGGAGGUAACACACUAACCACAGACGAGAGCAGGGGUAUGCAGAUACACAAAUAUGUGUCCAUUAACACAGGUACCAUCAUCAGCACACUGGAGAUCAAACAGGCACGACUCACAGACGGAGGCGUCUACGUCUGCAGGACCAGUAACAAGGACGUGACCAGUACACAUGUGAAUGUUCUCAAUG